AUGAUACAAUAUGCUGAUCAAUCUUGCUCAAAUACUGUGAAUUGUUGUGAAAUGUUGAUUAUCUACAUUAUAAUUCCACUGAUUUUAAUACGUUCAUGUCAGUCAGGAUCAUCAUCAUCAUCACAACAAUCUAACUGCACUGAGGAACAACGAUCACCUUUUGCACGGUUUGUUGCUGCAGUGGGAACACUUAUUAGCUUAAUAUGUUUUCUAGAUGGAAUAUGGAACACUAUAGCUGGGUUCCUUCAGCAGGCGACACAAAUGACCGGAUAA
Schistosoma intercalatum is the source of this 273-nucleotide messenger RNA. NCBI's taxonomy places the organism in Eukaryota, Metazoa, Platyhelminthes, Trematoda, Strigeidida, Schistosomatidae. The record is from the annotation of a GenBank genome assembly.